AUGGCAGCCACCACAGGCUCAGGAGUAAAAGUCCCUCAAAAUUUCAGUCUGUUGGAAGAGCUGGAAGAAGGCCAAAAAGGAGUAGGCAAUGGCACAGUUAGCUGGGGUCUGGAGGACAUUGAGGACAUGACACUCAUAAGAUGGACAGGCAUGAUAAUUGGUCCUCCACGGGUGUAUCCACGAGCCAUGGCAAUGCUGGCAAAGUGGCAGAAUUCCCACAGCAACAAAGUCAUCCUGCAGGAACUGAGGCGCUUGAUGAUGUCAAAAGAGAACAUGAAGCUGCCACAGCCACCAGAAGGACAGUGUUACAGCAAUUAGUCACCAAGGCCCCGGCCUCCCUUCCCCAUCCAACACAAGUCUUCAUUUUCCACAGUAGUGAAUUUUCUAGAUCCAUCUGUAGACCUCAAGGUACUGGAGAGGAAGCCCCACUCAGACUUCAUC
Rattus norvegicus (Norway rat) is the source of this 441-nucleotide messenger RNA. It is a transcript of the gene Ube2v1l2, whose product is annotated as ubiquitin conjugating enzyme E2 V1 like 2. The record is from RefSeq and is a predicted model, not a curated record. Lineage: Eukaryota; Metazoa; Chordata; Mammalia; Rodentia; Muridae.